This is a messenger RNA of Triticum turgidum subsp. durum (durum wheat), 1230 nucleotides long. NCBI's taxonomy places the organism in Eukaryota, Viridiplantae, Streptophyta, Magnoliopsida, Poales, Poaceae. The record is from the annotation of a GenBank genome assembly.
AUGCUCAUGGACGACGCCCCACCACCCGCGGCCCAAACACUCGCGCUCGCCGUGGAGGACAAGGGGGCCAAGCGCGCGCGCAAGAGGAGCAGGUACCUCGACGACUACGAGACCCCCACCAUCCUCAGCGCCCUCCACGGCGGCGACACCCCGCCUCCAAGAAAGGGGGCGGCGAGCGAGGGCCCGGCGCUGCUCCUCCGGCUCCAGCAGGCCGACGUCGCCGCGCCCGACCUGCUCGCCGCGCUCCGCCGCUGCGCCGCAUCCCCCUACGACUACGAGCCCCUGGUGGGCAACGUCGACGCCGGCGCCCUCCUCGCCUUCUUCGCCCUCCACAGGGAAGCCUCCGCCUCCGUCUCCGUGCCCGCCACCGGCCGCGCCGGCAAGGACGACGCUGCCCUGGUCAGCAGCACAGGUCAGCAUCGCUCUAACGAAGCUCCUGCCACCGCCGCCGCUCGCCCGAAUCCAUGCCAGGCCAUGGCCGUCGCCGUCCCCCACGGAUCUGCCGGCAAGGAACAGGCCGGUGGCAUUGCCAUUGGACACGCACAAGCCCACCACCACGUUGGAGUUGGACCAACGAAUGCAGCAGCAGCAGCACCAGGAGGAGCCGGACCCAGCAAGAGGAGGAGGAAGAAGAAGGUGACAUUCGCACUCGGCGCGCCUACUAGUGCCGCCGACGCCGGUUGCUCUGCUCAACUCGCUGCCACCCACAACGGCGGCGCCGGUUCCGCACCCAAGAAGCCGGCCAAGAACAAGAAAGCUGUCAACGGGCAGCAGCAUUUCAGCAAGCCGGUGGCCCUCAUCCUGCAAUUCGCCCCGGGCACCGCCGCCGACCAGCUCCCUUCCAAGGAGCAGCUCCACUCCACACUCCGCGGCUUCGGGCCCCUGAUCGAGCCCAGCACCGAGAUCACCAAGAAGCAGGCACGCGUCGUGUUCCAGAGCGGCGCCGCGGCCGAGGCCGCCUACAGCUGCGUGCACACGCUCGGCCACUUUGCCGCGGCGCGGCUGCAGUACCUGCGCCCGCCGCCGCCCCCUCCAAAGAUCCCGCUGACAGACGUCCGGAAGAACCUUGAGAGGAUGAUCGCGUCCCUCACCGGCCCCUCUCUGCUCGGCAAGGAGGACAGCGCGUGGAGCCUCGCCGGAGAGAUGCAGCACCUGCUGGUCAAGGUCGACAGGGCGCUGAAUGCCGGCGGGGCAGGGCCUUCCACCUCAGUUGCUGCUCAUCGCCAUUGA